Messenger RNA from Pyricularia oryzae 70-15, 2975 nucleotides. RefSeq names its product glycosyl hydrolase family 76 protein. The record is from RefSeq and is a predicted model, not a curated record. Gene Ontology annotation, biological process: carbohydrate catabolic process; fungal-type cell wall biogenesis. Lineage: Eukaryota; Fungi; Ascomycota; Sordariomycetes; Magnaporthales; Pyriculariaceae. The transcript is spliced from 4 exons. Bases 768 to 2594 code for a protein of 608 amino acids. Gene Ontology annotation, molecular function: mannan endo-1,6-alpha-mannosidase activity.
GGAACCUAGGGAGGUAGGAAGACAGACAUUUCUUAUCAACCAAAGUCACGUCGAAGGUUCAAGUCCACGAGGUAUUGAUUCUCUUCAUCUAUGCCAGCCUGCACAUAGCCAUUGCAUCAGAAGUGCAGGGGUACGAGCUUCAAUUGGCUCAAGGCGUGUUACGAGUUGCCCGCAUCCAUCUUCCUUCUCACCCACGGUUCAAACGUACAAUGUGCCACACAACCAGCACUCACUCUCUAUGGAGAUGGUCACGUCGUGAUCCACAAAGGUCAGCCAGCCAUGGGUGCGCUUUCUUUACACAACAGCCUGCCUCCCCGCAGGUUUGCCUUCCUGUCAUCUCACCUUUUAAUAAGUGAGUGUUGGUUUUGAGGCGGGCGGUCCUUUCACAAAACAUUGCUCAUUUGCGACGGGCUCACAGGCGCGACCUUGAAUGAUCGCGGUCACUAAUUGGAAGAGGCUGCCUCACCUACCUACCUCCCUACCUUACUUUUAAGCUGUAGAUGCUGCUUCUCCUUGUGUGCGAGUCUGCACGACAACUCGGUGGCACAUGCGAGCCCAAGGGCCAAUUCCCGAUUCAACUGGUUGCCUCGACUUUGAUUUGCCCUCCAUUGUCAAAUCCUUCGAAGGACUUAGAGCUAGCUAUAAGCUUCUGCCACCAGCAGUUCGUCCGGUAGAACACGCGCACAUCAUCCCAUCUUCUGCAUGUAUACUCUGACUGUCUGUCAGCCGCUAAGUCUAUAUACUGCUUCGUCAAGUAUCAGUCCAAGAUGUGGCGUCGACUUGGGGCUGGCUGCUGCUUGGCAUCGGCCUCGGUGCUCGCCUUGACUGGAAUCGCGCAGGCUUAUACUCUGGAUCCCAAUUCCACAGACUCUGUCAAGAUGGUCUCUAGGCAAAUUGCAGACGACAUGAUCGACAAUUACUAUUUUGGCCACUUGCCGGGGAACCAACCUGGGUUACUACCAAAGCCAUAUUACUGGUGGGAGGGAGGUGCUCUAAUGGGCGCUCUGAUCGACUAUUGGUACUACACGGGCGACACCAAGUUCAAUAAAAUGACGACGGAAGGUCUUCUCGCCCAAGUCGGCGAAGAAAAAGAUUACAUGCCGGCAGCUCAGGCCUUCAACGAAGGCAACGAUGACCAGGGUUUCUGGGGAGUGGCAGUUAUGGCGGCAGCAGAGUACAGGUUCCCUGAUCCGCCCCCUGAUAAGCCCCAGUGGUUAGCGCUCGCGCAAGCCGUCUUUAACACGCAGGCCUCGCGCUGGGACACGGGCAACUGCAACGGCGGGCUGCGUUGGCAGGUCUACGACUGGAACAAUGGCUUCGACUACAAGAACACGAUUUCGCAGGGGUGCUUCUUCAACAUAGCAUCCAGAUUGGCGCUCUAUACGGGCAACGCAACGUAUGCUGAGUGGGCAGAUCGGGCAUGGGACUGGAUAUGGGGGAUCGGAAUCAUCGACACGGAGACGUGGUGGAUUCAGGACGGAGCCAGGAUCCCGGGAAACUGCACCAGUAUAACUCCAUACGUAUGGACAUACAACACGGGCGUCUUGAUGCACGGCGUAGCGGCCAUGUACAAUUUUACGACCGGCGCAGCACGACAGAGGUGGGCGGCCCGGCUCGAUAAGAUUGUCGACAUGUCCAAGAUCUUUUUCAACGGCACGAACAAGGACGUCAUGUCCGAAGUAGCUUGCGAGCCCGUCGGACGGUGCAACAUUGACCAACAGUCGUUCAAAGCAUACCUCUCGCGCUGGAUGGCGGCCACGACGAAAUGGGCACCCCAGACUUCUGACCGCAUCAUGCCGCUGCUAAGAUCUUCGGCGGUCGCUGCAGCACAGCAAUGCACUGGCGGCGAGAAUGGUCGCAUGUGUGGUUUGCGGUGGAUAGAUGAAGGGAGGAAUGACGGGCUGUUUGGACUAGGUCAAAUGAUGGCAGCGCUCGAGGUCGUUAUAAGCGUCAUGGCUGUCAACUCGAGCGCGCCCGUGACAGACAAUUCAGGUGGUACGUCGCGGGGUGAUCCUGGUGCCGGCGGUAGAGACAUUGGCAGGACUCGCUUCGAAGCCUUUGCGCCCAUCAACUCAGGAGAUAGGGCCGGAGCAUACGUACUUACUGUAGCCAGCCUGGUGGGUCUUUUUGCAGCCAUUGCGUUCAUGCUGUUGGAUGAGACGGAAAAGAAGUCAUGGCCGCAGCGGUGGUCAGAGCUGCGCUUAUUCAUCGUGCAUGGAGGGAGGUCCGGUGAUGGCGCGGCCGCUAUAGCAGCGGGAGGUUUGCUGCGCAAAAAAGGCCCCUCAGCGGAGGAAAAGGGCAAGGCCAUCGAUGUCGUUGAUGAGGUGCAUCGGUCUGACAGCGAUGGGAAUGGCGGGACAGCAAUCGCAGAGGCCAACAGAACCAAAAACAUCAACAGCACGCGGGUCUUGCCUAUAGAUCCGGCCUCUGUCAGAAAAGCCCCUGACAGCGGACCUGCUCCUGAACAAGGAGCAGGUUUUCGAAGGUCCGCCACUCAGCAACUUGAGAGGGCAGGGCCUACAUCGAAUAAGCGCAACUCACUCAAGAAGUCUGCGGCGCCGAGCAGUCAAAGACCGUCCAGGGUGUCUGCCUAGUGGGCGAGAGAGGGCAGGCGGCUACGCAAGAAAAAGACCCCGGGCUCGGAGGUUUGAAUGGGACAGAAACAUACGCUGUAAUGUCAGCUGAAGCCCACGAUGCAAUGACCCGCCCUUAUCUUGGAUCUUUUGGCUAUGAUCGGAAUACUGCCAGGCUAAUAACAUGAUUCUGAUAUUCCCAUCUGUUUGCAUAUUGGAAUAGCUCGUAUUUACUAAUGUUACGGGGGAACGGGAUCGAAAACGCAAUAACAACAUGAACAAAAUGCAGUACUGAAAGAUUCUUCUUUUUGGGAUAGCAUCAACAAUGAUACGAUAUAAAAAUGACACGCACAAUCACAGGCCUUCCAAUUGAAUGCCCCGUAAUCGCAUCGCCAUCUGUAU